Molecule: messenger RNA, 1520 nt
Organism: Jatropha curcas
Lineage: Eukaryota; Viridiplantae; Streptophyta; Magnoliopsida; Malpighiales; Euphorbiaceae
Source: RefSeq, a predicted model, not a curated record
CAUCAGCACCACUGCCUUCUUCUUCUUCUCCGCCGUAGUCGGAAUUUGCCCUCUCAGUUUUCCACUCUGUCAUCUUUCCAUCUCCCCAAAAAACUCGAUUGUUUCCUUACGGGUAACUCUCUCUUCCUCAGGAUGGAGUGCUCUGCAACUGUCUUGGAGUUGAGAUUUGCUCGUGUUGGCUGGGGAAUAAUUUUGGGAGAGUGGAUCUUAUAGCAAGAGGGACUUAUUUAAAACAUUGGUGAAGCUUAUCUGUUGUUGACUGUUGACAAUUUAUGGAAAUGGACUGGAGGUUAAUAUCUUGUCAACAACAGUAGGUGGCUUUUUUGAGGAAUGGUUUCAACUGUGGCUCUUUGAAGAAUGUUUUGUAAUAAUCGAGAGUUCAAUUGUCAUAUUUGUUAGGUUUUCUUGUUAUAUAAAAUUUAAUGGAGGAACUGAGGCUAUCAAGAAGAGCAAAAAGGAAAUUUAUGUCAAGUUGGGUGGACGUGCUAUGUCCUGCUGGCCAUUGUUAGUGUAGCAGAUUGCUUCGCCCAAAUUUGCACAAGCCUGGGGGCCUUGGACCUUCAAAUUCAAUCAAUGGCACAGGAGCGAUACUGGGCUGGAAGUGGAAUCAAUAAGAAUAAAGCAAUGGUAGAGAAUUUGCAGCAUUAUGGAGUGAUCAGCUCCAAAAAGGUGGCUGACGUUAUGGAAACUAUUGAUAGAGCUUUAUUUGUACCAGAUGGGACUCCUGCUUAUGUUGACAGUCCUAUGGCAAUUGGUUAUAAUGCUACUAUUUCUGCCCCUCAUAUGCAUGCAACGUGCCUUCAGUUGUUGGAGGAGCAUCUAAAACCUGGCAUGCAUGCUUUAGAUGUUGGCUCAGGGACUGGGUAUUUGACAGCAUGCUUUGCCAUAAUGGUUGGGCCGCAAGGUCGUGCCGUGGGUGUUGAACAUAUUCCAGAGCUGGUUACUUUUUCAAUCAAGAAUAUUGAAAAAAGUGCGGCAGCUCCAUUAUUGAAAGAAGGUUCCCUCUCAGUGCAUGUUGGCGAUGGAAGACAAGGCUGGCCAGAGUUUGCACCUUAUGAUGCAAUACAUGUGGGAGCAGCUGCACCAGAAAUCCCACAGGCGCUCAUUGAUCAGUUGAAAACAGGUGGCAGAAUGGUAAUUCCAGUAGGAAACAUAUUCCAGGAUUUGAAGGUGAUCGACAAGAACCAAGAUGGUUCCAUUAGUAUCCGGAGCGAGACUUCUGUUCGCUACGUUCCUCUAACGAGUCGAGAUGCACAACUACAGGGUUAUUAAGUUUGGUAGGUUUUCAUCUGGAGGUCCUGUGGUGAUAAGACAUAGGAAAACAGUUUGGUUAUGCUGUUGCACAUUUCAAUCCAUGGAAGCUAUUGUAUAGUUGUAUAGGGAUGUCUUUGAAUGUCCUUUUUUUGUCUACUGUAAUAAUCAUAUGCAUUUAUGGAUUUCAAUACCUUCGUUUUUGGAGACUUUUGUUUUGGACUUUGUAAAUUUGCUUUUCAAUACCCAAGGUGGACUUUCAGUUUCAA